Cetraspora pellucida is the source of this 297-nucleotide messenger RNA. The record is from the annotation of a GenBank genome assembly. Lineage: Eukaryota; Fungi; Glomeromycota; Glomeromycetes; Diversisporales; Gigasporaceae.
AUGCCUCCUAAAACCCGAAAACGUAGAUCUGGCCUAAGACAAGAUGAAGUCACUUCAGCAUUGAAUGUUUUGAGAUCUAGUCCUUCUAUCGCAAAAAAACAAAAAACUACAAAUGAACCUAUUACCCAACCUUUGAAGUGUAUGAACAAUAAUGUUAAAAAUGCUGAUGUUGAUAUCAUUGAUAAUGAUAUUCAAAAUUCUCUUCAUGUAAUCACUAAAAGCCCACUUUGCUCUCGAUUUAGUGAAAUGUCAACAAAUAUUUUAGGAAAUUUACAUACCAAUAUAGAACACGAUUAG